This is a messenger RNA of Drosophila ananassae, 1238 nucleotides long. Its product is annotated as PI-PLC X domain-containing protein 2. Gene Ontology annotation, molecular function: phosphoric diester hydrolase activity. NCBI's taxonomy places the organism in Eukaryota, Metazoa, Arthropoda, Insecta, Diptera, Drosophilidae. Gene Ontology annotation, biological process: lipid metabolic process. The record is from RefSeq and is a predicted model, not a curated record. The transcript is spliced from 2 exons. Bases 134 to 1096 code for a protein of 320 amino acids.
GUCACACUAUUGUAGAGCUUCUUGUUUGUUUACCGUGCUUAUCACUGCCCCAUUUUGUGGCUAUCUAAAGUUUAGAUUCUAAACUUUAGUCCGAGGUUGAAGCUGGGGCUGCCCGGCCAAUCACAAAACAACAAUGAGCAAUGAGCACUGGAUGCGGGACCUGGCGCCGGAGCUGCGAGAUCUGUCAAUCAUCAACCUGGCCAUUCCCGGCUCCCACAAUUCCAUGACAUAUGGCAUUAGCAGAAAGUCGAAGAUUGCUCCUGAUGCGGAGACAGCUAUCCGGCGAUGGCAUCGUUUCUUUCCCUGCAUAGUGCGACGUUGGUGCAAGACCCAGUCCUACGGAGUCCUCGACCAACUCCAGGCGGGCGUGCGCUACUUCGACCUGCGAAUAGCCCAGGAGGAUGGCAAAUUCUACUACUGCCACGGGGUGUUUUCCAUGGAGGUGUUUGAACCACUGCUAGAGCUCAGACAGUUUUUGGAAACACAUCCCGAGGAGGUGGUCAUCCUGGACUUGCAGCACUUUUACGCUCUGACCGUGGCGCAUCACCAGCAAUUGCACAAGGAUCUGAUCCAGUUUUUCGGUCAUCUUCUCUACUCCACUGUCGAUGGACCGCUCAAUGAUUGCUCCCUAAACCGAUGCUUGCAGCUGCGACGCCAGGUGGUGAUCAUCUACCGUCGAUGUCCGAUUCCGCUGCCCCUGCGCUUUUGGCCCAGCUUUGCGUGGCCCACGCCCUGGCCAAACAAAGCGAGCGUAAAGAAACUACAAUCCUUUCUCGAGGAUUCUCUUCUAUCCCGUCAGCCACAUCAGGGAUAUGUCUCCCAGUGCCUUAUCACACCCACAGGACGGUACAUAGCCUUUCGCUUCUUCUUAAGCCUCAAGUCGACGGCGAAGAAAGUGGACAAGAAGCUAGAGCCCUGGAUAGUGGAGCAAGUGCCAGGGCCCUUUGAGAACAAGGAAACGCCCCGCGUAAAUGUUUUUCUUGCCGAUUUCGUCAACCUUAAGGACGGACAAUUCUGUAACUUAGUCCUGGAGCUGAACAGCAAAUUACAGAUACGAAUGAAGGAGCUAGAUAUGGAAGUAGAAUCAUCAACUUGAUGGUUUUCUUCCUUCGGUGAUAUUUAUUAUUUAAACGAAAUUAGUAAGGAAUAGUUUGUAGCUUUACUGUGAAAUCAAUGUCUUUUGUAUUGUGCUUUUUGUAUCUUAACCCAGAAAUAACGCACAGAAACUAUUUCCACUU